AUGGAGAACAAGGCCGUGUAUCUCCGCACCUUCUCCGAGCGGGAGAACGGAUCCAUCCUGGAGGAGCCCUUCGAGGGACGGAGCCUUUCCAAGCUCAACCUCUGCGAGGAUGAUCCCAGCCAGAGGAUGAAGACCUCGGGAUGUUGCGGCCGGAUGGGCUCCGUGGCGGCGCUGAAAUAUUCCGUGGUGGGACUUUACCUCCUGGUCCUCCUCAUCCUGAUCGGAAUCUUCAUCCUGGCAGUAUCCCGGCCCCAGACGUCUCCCGAGGACCUGAAGGUGCUGCUGGGGAAUGUCCAGCGGCUCAACGAGACUUUCCGGGACCUGCAGCUCCAGCUGCUGCACCCCCUUCCCAAGGGAGACCUCCUGGAGCACGUCUGGCGGCUCCAGGACCUCUUGCAGAACCACUCGGACUCGCUGCUCCUGCUGACGGGCUCGCUCCAGCGCCUGGAGGGGCUCCUGUGGAACCUGCAGAGCCAGGCUGGCCAAACAGAGCGAUCCGUAGCCCGGCUCCGGGACUCGCUGAGCCAGCAGAGCGAUGCGGCCCAGCUGGAGUUAUCCCGGCUCUCCGUGGAUGGGAACAGCAGCCGGCUGCUCCUGGAGCACCACCAGCACCUGCUGGGACACCUGGGCGGGCGGCUGGAGGCCCUGGGCGAGCAGGUGACGGCCCUGGGCGGGGCCGUGGAUUCCAUGAACCGCAGCUUCUCCUACGAUGUCCGCGUGCAGCAUUCCCGGCUGCGGGAUCUGCAGGGGAUCCUGGGGAACGCCAGCGCGGACGCCCGGAGGAUGAGGAUGACUCAGGCGGCCAUGGAGCGGCAGCUGAGGCUGGAGCUGGCCGUGCUCAACAACGUCACCGAGGAGCUGCGCUUGAAGGACUGGGAGCAUUCCGUGGCGCUCCGGAACAUCUCCGUGAUCCGGGGGCCACCCGGACCCAAAGGAGACCGAGGCACGGAAGGGAUGGAGGGAGAGCCUGGCCUUCCUGGCCUUCCCGGCCUCCGAGGGCUUCCCGGGGAGAGGGGACCCCCCGGCCCGCGCGGAUUGAAGGGGGACCAGGGAGAGCUCGGACCCCGCGGUCCCAUGGGAAUGCGCGGAUUCAAAGGUGAGCGCGGCCCCAAGGGGGACAAGGGGGACCGAGGAGCUGCCGGUGGCACAGCUGCAGGAGCUCCGGCCGAGGGCUCCGUCCGGCUGGUGAACGGCUCCGGCUCGCACGAGGGACGCCUGGAGAUUUUCCACGAGCGCCGCUGGGGCUCCGUCUGCGACGACGGCUGGGACGGCAAGGACGGCGACGUGGCCUGCCGCAUGCUGGGAUACCCCGGAGCCGCCGACGUCUUCCGCAUGGCGCGCUUCGGACAAGGCUCUGGGAAGAUCUGGAUGGACGAUGUUUCCUGCACGGGCACUGAGGAUUCCCUGGAUCUCUGCAGUUUCUCGGGAUGGGGCCGAACCAACUGCGGCCACGCCGAGGACGCCGGGGUGCGCUGCCGGACAGACUGA
This is a messenger RNA of Cinclus cinclus, 1488 nucleotides long. RefSeq names its product scavenger receptor class A member 5 (gene SCARA5). Gene Ontology annotation, cellular component: plasma membrane. NCBI's taxonomy places the organism in Eukaryota, Metazoa, Chordata, Aves, Passeriformes, Cinclidae. The transcript has 9 exons. Gene Ontology annotation, molecular function: ferritin receptor activity. Gene Ontology annotation, biological process: iron ion transmembrane transport. The coding region runs from base 1 to 1488 and encodes 495 amino acids. The record is from RefSeq and is a predicted model, not a curated record.